Molecule: messenger RNA, 5112 nt
Organism: Calliphora vicina (urban bluebottle blowfly)
Lineage: Eukaryota; Metazoa; Arthropoda; Insecta; Diptera; Calliphoridae
Exons: 2
Coding region: 1-5112 (1703 amino acids)
Biological process (GO): DNA integration
Molecular function (GO): zinc ion binding; nucleic acid binding
Source: RefSeq, a predicted model, not a curated record
AUGAGUACUGAUAAAGACAACAUGAACAGCGAUAAAACUGAUUCUGGAGUUAGCACGCUUUCUUCUUUAAAGCAACAACGAACAACAAUGAAACGAAAUAUUACGCAAAUGAAAACCAAAAUCGAAAAAGAUGGAAGUACAUCAGAUUACACCAUUCUUGAAUGCCGACUGCAAAUUCUCGAAUCCUAUUUCAAGCAAAUAAGUCACAUUCAAGCACAAAUUGAAAAACUGGAUGAAUCUGAUACCAAUCGAUCGGAUAUUGAAGAACUUUUUAUAUCUGCCAAGGCUCCUUUGGUAAGUUUUAUGAAUAAUAAACGUGGUUCUUGUGAUAUCGAACAAAGUUUUUUGAAUGCAACUCAACCAUUGAUUUCGCAUCAUAAUCGAUUGCCUCAAAUCAAGUUACCCAAAUUCGAUGGAAAAUAUGCGGAGUUUUCAAGAUUUAUAAGUACUUUCAACACAUUAGUUCACAACGAAUCAAGCAUUGCUACUAUAGACAAAUUCAACUACCUACUUAACUGCUUAUCUGGUCAAGCAUUGGCGGUUAUUGAACCGUUUCAAGUCGUUGAGUCAAACUACCAAAAAGCUGUAGAUAGCUUAGUAGAACGAUACGAUAUCAUCAAUUCAUUGUUUUCGAUAACUCCUAUGACCAAACCAAGCGCUAGUUCGCUACGCUCAAUUCUUGAUAAUGUUUCAGCCCUUCGCAGUUCGUUGCUCUCUUUGGGUUCUGAGUUAGAUGUAAUGAAUGCCAUUAUCAUACAUAUUGUUUUGUCCAAGAUUGAUGGAGAGUCCAAAAAAGUUUAUGAUGAAAAACAGGAUUUUAAAUCUCUACCAUCAUGGCAACAGUGUUUCUCAAUUCUAACUCAUCGUUGUCAAUAUUUGGAAAGCCGAAAUGCGGAAGUGGACUCAUUUCAACCUCAUGACAAUAAAUCAAGGCAAAUUCCCAAACGUACAGGGUCGUCGUUCGUUGUUUCAACUACAUUUUGUGAAUACUGCCAGUCUAAAGAUCAUUAUAUAGGAAGCUGUUCUACCUAUUUGUCGCUACCGAUUGCUCGUCGUUUCGAUGCUGUUAAGUCCAUAAAACUUUGUAUAAAUUGCCUUAGGAAAGGCCAUUUCAUUUCUCAAUGCCCAUCUAAAUCCCGUUGUCGCACUUGUCGGAUAUCGCACCACACAACUUUACACAAUCCAGAUUUUCAAUCAACAACUAAUUCAAACACUUCUUCAAAUCAAAACCAAUCUAAUUCAAACUCGCAGCUUCAGCAUAACUCCACUUCAAAUUCAUCAUCUCAGCAACCACAUUAUUCGUCUUUUCGACCAUCAUCGUCUUUGUCGCACCAAUCAGUGUUACCAACACAAGCCAAUCCAGCCUCUACUCAUCUUACAAAAUUUUCGUCAUUUCUUACAACUUCGUGCCGUAUAAAUUUGCUUCCAACAGCUAUUGUUUUCGUUAAAGACUCAUUCGGCAGUCUACAACCUCUUCGUGCCCUCGUGGACUCCUGUUCAGAAGUCAACCUUAUAACUCAAGAAUCUGUAAAUCGUCUUCGUCUAAAGCAAACUAAAUCGACUCAAGAAAUUUCUGGCGUAUCGGAUAUCCGUACCCAAUUAAAAUCUAUAGUUACAGCUACAAUUAGAUCAAGAGUCUCCGAUUUUGAGUGGACAACAUGUUUUCUGGUAACAAAAUCGAUUUCAUCUCAACACCCAGCAGAAAAAAUAAAUACAACAAAUUGGAACAUCCCCAAUGGCCUGGAAUUAGCAGACCCACAAUUCCACAUACCUCAGCGUAUUGACAUGUUAUUUAGCUCUGAGAUUUUUUUUGAGUUGCUCCUCGAUGGCAAAAUUUCACUCGGAGCUGGACUACCUAAUCUCAUAAACACAUCCCUUGGGUGGAUCAUUGGUGGCAGCGUAGAUUCUCAACGUUCAGAACGUGCGUUAUCAUGUAAUGUAAUUACAAAAGGUGAGGAUCUGAACUCAUUACUAAAAGCUUUUUGGGAAAUUGAAGAAUUCAAUCAACGUUCACCUGUCCUCACAGAAGAAGAACAACAGUGUGAAGACCACUUCGUUAAGAACACUAAAUUUGAUGCUGAUGGAAAAGUUCAGGUAUGUUUACCAUUUAAACCUUGUAUUAAACAGCUGGGUAGUUCAUUUGAAAUAGCCCGUAAACGACUUUUAUAUUUAGAAAAACGAAUCUCAAAGGACGAAAAUUUACGACAAAUGUAUAUUGAUUUCAUGGAUGAGUACAUACGACUUGGUCAUAUGUCACCCGUUAGCUUUAGUUGUCUAAAUUCUUCGCAUUACGUUAUACCUCACCAUCCUGUAUUACGCCCUCAGAGCACGACAACAAAGCUACGAGUAGUCUUUGAUGCCUCAUGUCGCACAUCUACCAAUAUUUCAUUGAAUGAGGCUCUAAUGGUUGGUCCAACAAUCCAACAGGAACUCAUAAUAACAAUCUUAUCGUUUCGGUUAAAUAAACUAGCUCUAUCAGCUGACAUUUGUAAAAUGUAUAGACAAUUUUUAAUAGACGAAAGAGAUCGUAACUUCCAGUUGAUCUUAUGGAGAAAAAAUGUACAUGAUCCAAUCUUGUUAUAUCAGCUAAACACCGUGACCUAUGGUACGUCAGCUGCUCCUUUUCUUGCAGUUCGAAGUCUGUUUUUCAUAGCUGAUUUUUACAAAAAUCAUUUUUCUGUUGGUUCUAAAACCCUCAAGCAGGAUCUAUACGUCGAUGAUCUGCUCACGGGGGCAGACAAUUUUUCGGAUCUUUCACGCAAAAAAUGUGAAAUCGUAGAAAUUUUACAAAAAGCUGGUCUACAAUUGUCGAAAUGGAACUCAAAUUGUCCAAAUAUCGCCUCUUGCAUCGGAGAAAGGCAUUUAAAAACAAAUGAAGAAUAUAUUACCAAGGCACUUGGUACUUCAUGGAGGCCCAAUGAUGACGUUUUUUGUUUUCGUUUUAAUAUGUCAGUUAUCGAAGUUCCAACAAAAAGAUCGGUUUUGUCAGCAGUAGCGAAAAUUUUUGAUAUUCUUGGCUUUCUAAGUCCUAUCGUAAUCAGUUGCAAGAUUUUAAUUCAAGAAAUGUGGAAGCAAAACUUAGACUGGGACGCACCACUUAACACACAUUUAUCAAAUCGUUGGAAACAAAUUGAGCAAGGUCUUCCAUACAUCAAUAAAAUCGAAAUACCAAGAUUUGUAGGCACGUCUCCACAAAUAAAGUUUGAUAUCCAUGGCUUCGCUGAUGCCUCUCAACUGGCAUAUGGUUGUUGUAUCUAUAUACGAGUAGCUCAUGCUAACGAUUUUAAAUCAAUUUUACUCAUAGCCAAAUCAAGGGUAGCACCAGUUAUUCACCAAUCCUUGCCCCGUUUAGAACUUUGCGCCGCCUUAUUGCUCAGUAAAACCUGGGAUAAAAUCAAGUCUAAAUUUAAUCGCUUCACUUAUCGUAUUUUCUUUUGGUCAGACUCGAAAAUAGUCCUAAGUUGGCUUUCCAAUCAUUCGUCGUCUUACGUUUGUUUUGUUGCAAAUCGAGUAUCGGAAAUACAGAAUUUGACACAUAAUAUUAAAUGGAAGUAUGUGCCUUCAAAACAAAACCCGGCAGAUAUAGUCUCUAGAGGCUGCCUUGCAAAUGAUCUUAUUGAUACAAUUUGGUUUACUGGUCCAAAAUUUCUUUCAGAACCUGAAACAAAUUGGCCAAAGGGCAAUACUGAAAAGGUAGAAUUACCGCAAAAUGAAAUAAGGAAAACUGUCUUCAAAACUACUGUCGUCGUCGAAUCAAUUAUUGAUAAUUUAAUUUCUCGCCACUCAUCGUAUCUUCGUCUUCUUCGUAUCAUUAUCUACAUUCAUCGUGUUUUUGACAAACAAAAGAGAAACUCCUUUGUAACCUCAGAAGAGCUACAAUCAGCAUUUUAUAGAAUCAUUUACAAUAUUCAACAAUUAACAUUUAAAGAGGAAAUUACUUCGCUCAACAAUGGAGAAAGCUUGAAACCCUGUUUUCAAAAGCUGGCCCCAUUUCUAGACAAAUUACAGUGCUGCAACUCAACUUUAGUCAUUCUUCGAGUAGGAGGUCGGCUAGCAAAUGCACCAUUGUCGUAUGAAACAAAAUUCCCUGCGCUUUUACCAAAGGAUCAUCGAUUUACAAACAUUUACAUUGAAUAUCUUCAUCGAAAACACCUACAUGCUGGACCAAAGGCAUUAAUAGGAAUUCUUCGUCAGCAAGUUUGGGUAAUAAACGCCAGAGAAGUCGUAAGAAAAGUGGUUCGAAAUUGUGUCCACUGUUUCAAAUACAAUCCUAGAUUAUUGCAACAGUUAAUGGGUAAUCUUCCUGCGGAUCGUUUUAAGGCACAAAGACCAUUUCUCGUCUCGGGUGUAGACUUUUGUGGUCCAUUCUACACCUCUUAUCGCAUUAGAGGAAAAGCUCCAUAUAAAACUUAUGUCGCUAUUUUUGUUUGCUUCUCUUCUAAAGCCAUUCAUGUUGAAUUAGUUUCGGACCUUUCAACUAAUACAUUUCUUUUAUGUCUCAAAAGGUUUAUCGGUCGACGUGGUAUCCCCCAGAGGCUGUAUUGUGACAACGCAACAAACUUUGUUGGUGCCAGCUCUAAACUUCAAGAUUUAAAACAACGCUUUUUCGAUGAUUCUAAUAUCAAGGAACUAAUGCACUACAGUACAAUCACAGGAUUUAAAUUUUCGUUCAUUCCUCCUCGUUCUCCCCACUUUGGUGGCCUGUGGGAGUCCGCCGUCAAAUCGACAAAAACAAUACUCGUCAAGAACAUGUCUCAAGCCAACUUAACAUACGAGGAAUUCCAAACGAUCCUUGUCGAAGUAGAAGCCAUUUUAAAUUCUCGGCCAUUGGUACCGAGAUCUGAUGAUCCAAAUGACGGUGAAGCACUAACACCUGCCCACAUGUUAAUUGGCUCUUCUUUGAUGGCGCUACCUGACGAAAAUCUAGACGGUUACAAAAAUAUAAACUACCUAAAGCGAUGGCAACUAGUUACGUAUCUCAAACAGCAGUUUUGGAUACUAUGGGUUCGUGACUACGUAUUAAAUUUGCAACAAAGAAAUUUUAUUCAUCGAAUUGCUAAAUUUAAUGAUCGUGCAACGAAUCAAAGUGGUAGAAUUUUACUUUUCCAAUAG